Messenger RNA from Diversispora eburnea, 229 nucleotides. The record is from the annotation of a GenBank genome assembly. NCBI's taxonomy places the organism in Eukaryota, Fungi, Glomeromycota, Glomeromycetes, Diversisporales, Diversisporaceae.
GUUAUCGAAAAAUCGCUCGAAAAGGAUAUUUUGUUCAUCGCUUGGUGGCAUUAACGUUUUGUCCAAAAGAAGAAGGAAAAGAAUAUGUAAAUCAUAUUGACGGGAAUCCUACCAACAAUAAAGUAUCCAAUCUCGAAUGGUAUACACAGAAAGAAAACGCUCAACAUGCAGUACGUCUUGGGCUUCAGCGCCAACGACUUCAAACUCGAGCUGGAGGGUAUCGUUGGGA